Messenger RNA from Thlaspi arvense, 4051 nucleotides. The record is from the annotation of a GenBank genome assembly. NCBI's taxonomy places the organism in Eukaryota, Viridiplantae, Streptophyta, Magnoliopsida, Brassicales, Brassicaceae.
AAAUGAACAGCAGUUUUCUUUUCCUUUUCUUUCCUCUUUUUUUUUGUGAAGCAGAGAAAAAGCUGAAUCUUCUUCACUCGCACUUUUUGCGAUUUUCUCUCCAAAAUUCCUCAGUAAAUUGAAAUCUCUCAAGCAGUAUCCAUUGUUACUUGGAGAUAUAUGCGCUUUAUCCCUUUUCACUUCCACGGCAUUUUUGACUCUAGUCUUACCUCUUUUCUCUCAUUUCUGGAGUUUACAGAACCAGAAGUUUCUUCUGUCUGGUGAAUUUUCUCUGUCUGAGAUCUAUUUCCAAGCAAAAUCGAACUUUCUUUGAGAAUCUGAAGUCUUCCCUUGAAGGCGGUACUCGCAGGCUUCGUAUUUCUGUUGAGCAUCUAAUUUUGGAAGGAAAAUGUCCCAAAAGGUUACACCAUCCAUGCAAUCACUUAAAUCUUUGCCAGCAGACUAUAGAUUUGAUGGUUCACCAGUCUCUGAAAAUUCUUCCGGCGCAAGUAUUGGCUUGAUCAAUCCGAGUAUUCCAAGAAAAGGUGGCUUAAGGAAUGGGGUUACUCAAAAUGAUACUGCCUCUGGGGAUAGUGAGGAUUCACCUUAUAACGGGCACGGUGUUUCUGUAGAAGAGCAGUCUUUAACAGAUGAUGUGGAUUCUGGUGCUGCUACAAUGGCCUUGCCUCAGAGUGAUGAACGUAGGUGGAGCGACACUAGUGCAUAUGCUCGAAAGAAGAUACUGCAAUCUUGGAUUCAACUUCCAAAUGGUAACUGGGAGCUUGGGAAGAUACUGACAAGUUCAGGGGAGGAGUCUGUUAUUUCUCUGCCUGAGGGAAAAGUUUUAAAAGUUAUAUCAGAGACUCUAGUACCUGCAAAUCCUGAUAUUCUUGAUGGAGUGGACGAUCUAAUGCAACUAAGUUACUUAAAUGAGCCAUCAGUGUUGUACAACCUCAACUAUAGGUACAACCAAGACAUGAUAUAUACAAAAGCAGGGCCAGUUUUGGUGGCUGUGAAUCCUUUCAAGGAGGUUCCUUUAUACGGAAAUCGCUACAUUGAAGCAUACAGGAAGAGAUCAAAUGAGAGUCCUCAUGUGUAUGCAAUUGCAGAUACAGCAAUUCGAGAAAUGAUACGCGAUGAAGUUAACCAAUCUAUCAUUAUCAGCGGCGAGAGUGGAGCAGGGAAAACGGAGACAGCUAAGAUAGCUAUGCAAUACUUGGCUGCUCUUGGAGGUGGAAGCGGAAUCGAAUAUGAGAUACUUAAGACUAAUCCCAUCUUGGAAGCAUUUGGAAAUGCGAAAACAUUGAGAAAUGAUAACUCUAGUCGUUUUGGGAAGCUGAUAGAGAUUCAUUUUAGUGAAAGCGGAAAGAUAUCGGGUGCUCAAGUUCAAACCUUUUUACUAGAAAAGGGGAAAGGUCAUAUCAUAUAUUUUAUCAACUUUGUGCUGGGGCUUCACCUGCACUUAGAGGAAGCUCUGGACAUUGUUCAUGUUAGUAAAGAAGAUCAAGAAAGUGUAUUCGCAAUGCUUGCUGCAGUAUUAUGGCUGGGGAAUGUUUCCUUCACCGUUAUUGACAAUGAAAACCAUGUUGAACCUGUAGAAGAUGAAAGUUUGUCAACUGUUGCUAAAUUGAUUGGGUGCGACAUCAACGAGCUUAAGCUAAGUUUAUCGAAACGGAACAUGAGAGUUGGAAAGGAUACCAUUGUGCAGAAGCUAACACUACCGCAGGCCAUUGAUGCAAGAGAUGCUUUAGCAAAAUCAGUUUAUUCGUGCCUGUUUGACUGGCUAGUUGAACAGAUCAACAAAUCUCUUGCAGUGGGAAAGAGGCGAACCGGCAGAUCCAUCAGCAUUCUUGAUAUCUACGGCUUCGAAUCUUUUGAUAAAAAUAGCUUUGAGCAGUUCUGUAUAAAUUAUGCAAAUGAGAGACUGCAGCAACACUUUAACCGGCAUCUAUUCAAGCUGGAGCAAGAGGAAUAUAUCCAGGAUGGCAUUGACUGGACAAGGGUUGAUUUUGAGGACAACCAAGAUUGUCUUAGUCUCUUUGAAAAGAAACCAUUGGGGCUGCUCUCUCUUUUGGACGAGGAAUCUACAUUUCCGAAUGGCACAGACUUGACACUUGCGAACAAGCUAAAGCAGCAUCUACAGACUAAUUCAUGUUUCAGAGGAGAUCGAGGGAAGCUUUUCACAGUUGUGCAUUAUGCAGGAGAGGUUACAUAUGAGACAACUGGAUUUCUAGAGAAGAACAGAGACUUGUUGCAUUUGGAUUCUAUUCAACUUCUGUCCUCUUGUUCCUGCCACCUUCCUCAAGCAUUUGCUUCUAGCAUGCUGAUCCAAUCUGAAAAACCUGUUACCGGUCCUUUAUACAAAGCAGGUGGCGCUGAUUCCCAGCGGUUGAGUGUAGCUACCAAAUUUAAGAGUCAACUCUUCCAAUUGAUGCAACGUUUAGGAAACACUACCCCACAUUUCAUUCGCUGCAUAAAGCCAAAUAACGUUCAGUCACCUGGGUUGUAUGAGCAAGGGCUUGUCUUACAGCAGCUAAGAUGUUGUGGGGUCCUAGAAGUGGUUCGAAUUUCACGGUCUGGAUUCCCUACAAGAAUGUCUCAUCAGAAAUUUGCCCGAAGGUAUGGUUUUCUUCUGGUGGAGAACAUUGCUGAUAAAGAUCCUCUAAGCGUUUCAGUUGCAAUUCUCCAUCAGUUUAACAUCUUGCCAGAGAUGUAUCAAGUUGGCUACACAAAAUUGUUUUUCAGAACUGGCCAGAUUGGGGUUCUUGAAGAUACAAGGAACCGUACUCUCCAUGGCAUUUUGCGUGUCCAAAGCUCUUUUAGAGGAUACCAAGCACGUUGUCACCUGAAGGAGCUUAAAAUGGGAAUUUCUAUCCUUCAGUCAUUUGUUCGUGGAGAGAAAAUAAGAAAAGAGUUUGCCGAGUUACGAAGGAGGCAUAGAGCUGCUGCUACUAUACAAAGCCAAGUUAAAAGCAAGAUUGCUAGGCAACAGUAUAAGGGCAUAACCGAUGCAUCGGUUGUGAUACAGUCAGUAAUCCGUGGAUGGUUGGUUAGAAGAUGCUCAGGGGAUAUUGGAUGGCUAAAAUCUGGAGGCACUAAGCAAAAUGAGGCGGGAGAGGUGCUAGUGAAGGCAUCAGUACUUUCCGAGCUUCAACGCAGGGUACUUAAAGCGGAAGCUGCUCUGCGUGAGAAAGAAGAGGAGAACGACAUUCUUCAACAGAGGCUUCAACAGUAUGAGAACCGUUGGUCAGAAUACGAGACAAAGAUGAAAUCAAUGGAAGAAAUCUGGCAGAAGCAAAUGCGGUCGUUGCAGUCCAGUCUUUCCAUAGCAAAGAAGAGCCUAGCGGUCGAGGACUCGGCGAGAAACUCAGACGCAUCGGUCAAUGCGAGCGACGCAACGGAUUGGGAUUCAAGCAGUAACAACUUCAGAAGCCAAAUGAGCAAUGGAGGAGGGUCGAGACAACAACCUAUGAGCGCAGGUCUGAGCGUGAUUGGGCGGUUAGCAGAGGAAUUCGAACAGAGAGCUCAAGUGUUUGGGGAUGACGCAAAGUUCUUGGUGGAAGUGAAAUCUGGUCAGGUGGAAGCAAACUUGAACCCAGACCGAGAGCUGAGGAGGCUGAAACAGAUGUUUGAGACAUGGAAAAAAGAUUAUGGAGGGAGAUUGAGGGAAACGAAACUGAUACUGAGUAAGCUUGGUAGCGAAGAGAGCAGCGGUUCGAUGGAGAAGGUGAAGAGGAAGUGGUGGGGAAGGAGAAAUAGCACCAGGUAUUGAUAUUGAUGGAGAGGACAGGAGUAUUAUUAUUCUUCUUACAGGCAAACAUUGGUCGUUUGCUAUUUAAGGAUUUGGCGGGGUUUUUUUCUUCCUGGUAAAGAAAAGUAGUUGAUGAGGUUCUUGAGACAAAACACAUAUUUGCCUCUCAAUGUGAAAGACUGUAGUUGUAUCAUCAUACAAAUUAUAUAACUUCAGUUUGUAAAUUUCUUCUUUUGUGGAGUAGUGUUUUUAUUAUAAUAUAAUAUCCAAAGCUAAGUUUGUGGUUUUUUGCUUAAGCAACGGGUAAAAAGAGUUUUCUCC